AUGAUAUUCCGGAAAAAACUAAUAGCAAUCGUAUGGUGUGUAACAUGCGUUGCAAUUGUAACAAGCAGUAGCACAAUAGUGAACAUCAAAAAUGGUCCGAUUGCCGGUGAAUUUCGUGGUGAUUACUAUGCCUUUGAGGGAAUACCGUACGCGAAACCACCCGUGGGUAAGUUACGAUUCGCGCCCUCGAUGCUGAACGAUGAUCGCUGGACUGAACCAAAGAACACAACCAAACGUGGCGCUAUAUGCAUGCAGUGGAAUCAUCUCAAUGCAAACAAGGAUAAAUUGGAGGGAUCCGAGGAUUGCCUCUUUUUAAACGUGUACACAAGGUCUAUAGAUCCGACUGCUCGCUUACCAACGAUCGCGUUCAUUCACGGCGGAGCCCUUAUGUUCGGAACGGGAAAUUUCUACGAUCCGGAUCACAUCAUGCGCCGACAAAUGGUUCUAGUAACAUUCAACUACCGCCUUGGGCCGCUUGGAUUUCUCAGCACGGAGGAUGAAGUGAUACCUGGGAACUAUGGACUGAAGGAUCAGGUGACUGUUCUCCGCUGGAUACGGGAGAAUAUUCAUUCCUUCGGCGGUGAUCCAGAAACGGUCAACAUUGUUGGUUAUUCAGCGGGUUCCGCUAGCGUUCACAUGCACUAUUUAUCACCGCUUUCGCGUGGUCUCUUCAGCUCCGGAAUUGGACAUAGUGGAUCGGCGUUGAACCCUUGGGUUAUGUCUGAACGUUCGGUGGAAAAAGCUAUCAGAAUCGGGGCUGCGCUAGGUUGUCCAACUAGAAAAACCCAAGCACUGUUGGACUGCCUGAGGCAACUGCCGGCAGAACAAAUUGUCCGACAAGUGCCACAUUUCCUGGAUUACCUAUACAAUCCAUUCUCACCGUUCGGCGCUGUCGUUGAAAAAUCGGGCCCUCUUAAUCCUGAACCAUUCCUAGCAGAGACGCCUCGAUCGUUGAUGAAUGCAGGAAAGAUCGCAAAAGUGCCAUUAAUUCUGGCGGUUACCGAAGCAGAAGGUCUUUACCCCGGAGCCGAGUUUUUAAGCGACCCCAGCUAUCUACAACAAAUAGAUUCUCGAUGGAAUGAGCUAUUACCAAGUAUUCUUGACUAUAAAACAACUGUUCCAGAUCCAAAGAAGCGCGAUCUUCUAUCGGAAACUAUUCGAAACCACUACUUCGGUGAUGACACUCGUUUGUCUGCAGAAAAUUUCAAUGUUUUAAUUCAGAUUAUUUCUAACCGGCUAUACUUUGCGGGAGUUACAGAGUCGGCAAAGCUAAUGCAACCGUACACCAAGGUGUACCUUUAUUACGAUCUGUAUAAAGCAAAAUACGGUGUCGGGGAGGCGUUAUCCCAUCGCGAAGAACCAGGAUUGCUCGGUGUGUCCCAUGGUGAUGACGUUCUGUUAAUAUUCCCCAAUGUUCUUCGGGAGCAACGUCCAUACACGAACGAAGAGAUGCAAGUAGUCGAUCGGUUCGUUGCGUUGUACGAGGAGUUUGCUAAGGGAGAUGUUCCCCGGUUUGGCGCUUACGAGUUACCGGUACAGGAUUCCCGUGAAACGAUUACUUUUUUAAAGCUCAACUAUCAAUUCAGUGAAGUUGUUCGUGAGGAAGGCAUGAGUGAUGAAUCAUUUUGGUAUACUCUUAAUUUUAACGACGGACCAUACACCACCGAUGCUCCAUCCCAUACUGAGCUAUAA
Messenger RNA from Anopheles nili, 1692 nucleotides. RefSeq names its product venom carboxylesterase-6-like. The coding region runs from base 1 to 1692 and encodes 563 amino acids. NCBI's taxonomy places the organism in Eukaryota, Metazoa, Arthropoda, Insecta, Diptera, Culicidae. The record is from RefSeq and is a predicted model, not a curated record. The transcript is spliced from 2 exons.